Messenger RNA from Spodoptera exigua (beet armyworm), 636 nucleotides. The record is from the annotation of a GenBank genome assembly. NCBI's taxonomy places the organism in Eukaryota, Metazoa, Arthropoda, Insecta, Lepidoptera, Noctuidae.
AUGUCGCCUUUAGACGACCUGCCCAAUGUGGAAUCUUUCUUCGGAGUAGACCUGAGAACUGGAUCAUUGAUAGUCGCUGUAAUAGGGGUGAUCCAUCCUAUGGUAUACGGAUGUUCCUGCUUUACACCUAUAAGCUACCUCAUCGUUACAAUAUGGAUCCUAGUGGCUCUGUUCUUCGCUGCCAGCAUCGCUUUAUACAGUGGAAUAGUUAAUGACGAUGCCUUACUUUGUGCUAUAUGGAUUUGGUAUGCACUGAUAUUCGUAGUGAUUAUGCUGAUGAUGAUGAUUAUGCUGGCUCUGCUGUUCACCUCUCGGAGACAGAGGAGUAGAGUCUUCAUCGCGAUAUUGGGAAUGCUUUGGUAUAUCUUAACAAUCUACUUCAUAUUGGUGGUAAAUAGUUAUCGCAAAACUAUUAAUAAUAAGGAAGGAAUGAUAGUUUUGAUGACAACGUCAUCAACACCAUCACCAACAACAACAACAGACCAACCUGACCAGUUAAAUAAACCAGAUAUUGAUAAAGAUCAUAAAUAUGCAGUAGAUAACAGCGUGGAUACUAAAGCUGUAUGCAUUGUGCAUCACCAGAUCAGUGCACGUCUUACAAUCCUUAUAAUAGAGGAUCUCUACGGCAAAGCUUAA